Aspergillus pseudotamarii is the source of this 1023-nucleotide messenger RNA. RefSeq lists its product as uncharacterized. Lineage: Eukaryota; Fungi; Ascomycota; Eurotiomycetes; Eurotiales; Aspergillaceae. The record is from RefSeq and is a predicted model, not a curated record. The coding region runs from base 1 to 1023 and encodes 340 amino acids. The transcript is spliced from 5 exons.
AUGACUCGGAUCUUCCUAACUGGCGCAUCGGGCUACAUCGGCGGGGAUGUUCUGUACAGCCUGCACAAAAGGCACCCUGAGUACGAAAUUACGGUCCUUGUUCGAGACGCCGACAAGGGCGUGAAGAUCUCCCAGGCCUACCCUAAAGUCCGCGUCGUGCAGGGAGAGCUUGAUUCAGCUGCAGUUGAAGAAGAGGCGCAAAGCGCAGAUGUGGUAGUUAAUGCGGCCAGCGCGCAGAACAACAAAGGUGCCGAGGCGGUCUUCCGAGGACUGACUAAUUCCAAGCGUACGAAGCCUGGUUACUGGAUUCAAGUAUCCGGUGCUACUCUCCUCUCCGCACCUGACAUCGAAAAGGGCGUUUACGGAGAGCCCUCCGACAAGAUCUACAGCGACAUCGAUGGCGAACAAGAUGUCAAGGCCCUGAUCCACAAAUACGCAGCCAAGCGUCUCAUCGAUCACUUCAUCCUCAACCUGCCCGAAACCCCGCUUUCACCAAAGACAGCCGUUGUCUAUCCCCCAAUCAUCUACGGCCGCGGCAGAGGUCCCGUCAAGCAGCGAAGUGUUCAGAUCCCCGAACUCUCGCGCAUCACCCUUCAAAACAAAACCGGCUACCAGGUCGGCCGCGGUCUUAGUACCUGGAGUAACGUCCAUAUUACCGAUAUCAGUCAGAUCUUCGUGACGUUGGUAGAGAAGGCCGUUGCCGGGGAGGAGGGUCCCUUCUGGAAUGAGAACGGGAUUUAUUUUGCGGAGAAUGGAGCUAUUAACUUUGCAGAGAUUGGCCGUCUGGUGGCUGAAGAGGCUGCUAAGCUGGGACUGAGCUCGACAUCUGUGAAGGAGAUCAGUGACUCUGAGGCGAAUGCCCUGUCUGGCCAUGGUAGUGUGCUUUGGGGAACCAAUGGGCAGGAGCGUGCUCAGCGCGCUCGCAAGGUGCUGGGAUGGACUCCUACUGGGAAGUCGUUGCAGGAUGAGAUUGCUGAUACAGUUCGUGCUGAGGCGGCUAGCCUCGGUCUUUUGUCUGUAUAG